CUUUUACAACCAGGAACAAAGUUCUCCCCUGACUUAAGCCCGGGUGGCUUGUACUGCGGCUGGUACCCAUGUUCUGGCUCCCCCAGGGUCCCAGCCUCCCCGGAGUCCUGGCCUUGCAGCCCUCCCACCAUCCCACAGGCAUGCAGGGAGCCUGGGUGCUGCUUCUGCUGCUGGGCCUGAGGCCACAGCUGUCCCUUGGCAUCAUCCCAGUUGAGGAGGAGGACCCAGCCUUCUGGAACCGCCAGGCAGCCCAAGCCCUGGAUGCCGCUAAGAAACUGAAGCCCAUCCAGACGGCUGCUAAGAACCUCAUUCUCUUCUUGGGGGACGGGAUGGGGGUGCCCACGGUGACAGCCACUCGGAUCCUAAAGGGGCAAAUUAAUAACAAACUGGGACCCGAGACGCCCCUGGCCAUGGACCACUUUCCGUAUGUGGCUCUGUCCAAGACAUACAACGUGGACAGACAGGUGCCAGAUAGCGCAGGCACAGCCACAGCCUACCUGUGCGGGGUCAAGGCCAACUACCAGACCAUUGGACUGAGUGCAGCUGCCCGCUUUGACCAGUGCAACACAACACAGGGCAACGAGGUCAUCUCCGUGAUGUACCGGGCCAAGAAAGCAGGGAAGUCCGUGGGGGUGGUGACCACCACAAGAGUGCAGCACGCCUCACCAGCCGGCACCUACGCACACGUGGUCAACCGCAACUGGUACUCAGACGCGGACAUGCCCGCCAAGGCCCGGAAAGAGGGGUGCCAGGACAUCGCCCAGCAGCUCAUCUCCAACGUGGACAUUGAUGUGAUCCUGGGCGGAGGCCGAAAGUACAUGUUUCCCAAGGGGACCCCAGACCCUGAGUAUCCGAGUGACGCCACACAGAACGGAAUCAGGUUGGAUGGGCGCAACCUGGUGCAGGAGUGGCAGGCCAGGCACCAGGGUGCCCGGUACGUGUGGAACCGCCAGGCGCUCCUUCAGGCUUCCCAGGACCCCUCCGUAACACACAUCAUGGGCCUCUUUGAGCCAGGAGACACGAAAUACGAGGUCCACCGAAACCACACCCGGGACCCAUCCCUGAUGGAGAUGACGGAGGCGGCCCUGCACCUGCUGAGGAGGAACCCCCGGGGCUUCUACCUGUUUGUGGAGGGAGGCCGCAUCGACCACGGUCAUCACGACGGCAGGGCUUAUCUGGCACUGACGGAGGCCGUCAUGUUCGAUUCUGCCAUCGACAAGGCCAGCCAGCUCACGAGCGACAAGGACACUCUGACCCUUGUCACCGCUGACCACUCCCACGUCUUCUCUUUUGGUGGCUACACGCUUCGAGGCAGCUCCAUUUUCGGCCUAGCCCCCCGCAAAGCCCAUGACAACAAGACCUACACCUCCAUCCUGUACGGCAACGGGCCCGGCGGCUUCGCGCUCAAGGACGGCGCCCGGCCCAACGUCAGCGACAGCCAGAGCGGGGACCCCUCGUACCAGCAGCAGGCCGCGGUGCCCCUGCAGUCCGAGACCCACGGCGGCGAGGACGUGGCGGUGUUCGCGCGCGGCCCGCAGGCGCACCUGGUGCACGGCGUGCAGGAGCAGAGCUUCGUGGCGCACGUCAUGGCCUUCGCCGCCUGCCUGGAGCCCUACACCGACUGCGGCCUGCAGCCCUCUGCCGGCCCCAACGAUGCCGCGCCCCCGGGCCCCGCCGCCGGCCCGCCGUCGCUGCCCCUGCUGGCCGGGGCGCUGUUGCUGCUGCUGGCGGGCGCCGCGCCCUGACCGUGACCCGCCCCACCCGCCCCCGGGCGCCGCCGCACCCCGCCCCGGGCCCCCGGCCCCAGGCCCCGGCCCCCGAGCCCCCGCCGCGGGCCCCUCCCCCCAGACCUUCGCCUGCCGGCAAUAAACUCCUCUCGGCCCCGGGGCGCCUCGAUGGGGCGCCCCGGAGCCCGGGGUCGCGGCCUUCCUGGGCACCCACGGUGCCCCUGGGCUGUUCGCAACUCCGCCUCGACCUCCGUGUCAGGGUAAGGACUGGGCUCUCUGAGGGCCAGGUGCUGCCCGGCAGAUAGCCCUGCAUGAGGACCAGGGGGGCACCAUCCUAGAGGCGCCCCCCCCCCCCCCCGCGGGCCACAACUUUGCCCAGACCCCUCGCCACGCCUGCUUCUUCACUUCAGUCUUCACAGCACCAAGGAUUCAGGCACGUCGGGGCUCCCGGAAAAGGGUGGUUUCCUGUCACCCCGCACCUGGGCCUGCAGGCACCUUGCUGGCUGAGGAGGCUGCUGGGGCCAGGACACGGUACAGUCCUCCAGGGGCACCUCCUAGGGAGCCCAGCGGUCCUACUACACAGAGAGGAGAUGGUGACACAGAAUGGAGAGACUUGUCCCAAGUCACUUAGGUACUGAUGUUCACCCCCUCAGUGACCAUCCCAGACUGGGAGACCCAAGGAUCGGUGGAGGCAGGCGGCCCCAGAGCAACCCUUGCCGCCUCCAGGAGGCCAUCUGGGUGAUGGGCCUAGAUCUGUGAAGAGAUGAGAUCCCAUUUCCCCCGCCCGGGGGCCUCUAGUCUACUGACAGAGACAAAGCAAUAAUCAAAUAAACCGUUAUAAUACAGUA
Messenger RNA from Leopardus geoffroyi (Geoffroy's cat), 2575 nucleotides. It is a transcript of the gene ALPI, whose product is annotated as alkaline phosphatase, intestinal. Bases 69 to 1745 code for a protein of 558 amino acids. The record is from RefSeq and is a predicted model, not a curated record. NCBI's taxonomy places the organism in Eukaryota, Metazoa, Chordata, Mammalia, Carnivora, Felidae. Gene Ontology annotation, biological process: dephosphorylation. The transcript has 11 exons. Gene Ontology annotation, molecular function: alkaline phosphatase activity. Gene Ontology annotation, cellular component: plasma membrane.